Molecule: messenger RNA, 5134 nt
Organism: Lepus europaeus (European hare)
Lineage: Eukaryota; Metazoa; Chordata; Mammalia; Lagomorpha; Leporidae
Gene: NOA1
Product: nitric oxide associated 1
Exons: 7
Coding region: 1-1983 (660 amino acids)
Molecular function (GO): GTP binding
Source: RefSeq, a predicted model, not a curated record
AUGCUGCCCGCACGCCUGGCCCGGAGGCUGCUGUGCCCGGUGGUGCGGUGGUCCGCGCCUGCGGGGCGGCUGCUGCGGACGGGAUGCGCGGCCGCCGCCGGCCCCCAGCCCCCGGCGGGCCUGCGACGGGCGCUCCCCCAAGGCCCCGCCGCGCCCGCGGACGACGCAGAGGAGCGCUUCCAGUUCCCCGAGUACACCCCGGAGCCGGAGCCCCCGCCGACGCCUGAGCAGCUGCUGUGGGAGCUGCGGGAGCCCGAGCGGGAGCAGGAGCGGCGCCGGGAGGAGCGGCGGCGGGCGCGGGCCGACCUCCGCGCGCGCCCGGACCCGGCGGUGCCGCCCAGCGGCCUGCCCUGCUCGGGCUGCGGGGCGGAGCUGCACUGCCGGGACCCCGGCGCGCCCGGCUUCCUGCCCAGCGAGAGGUUCGCCCGCGCCGCGCAGGCCGGCCAGCUGGCGCGCGCCGUGUGCCAGCGCUGCUGGCUGCUGGUGCACCACCGGCGCGCCCUGCGGCUGCGCGUGAGCCGCGGGCAGUACCUGCAGCAGGUGAGCGCGGCGCUGCGGCGGCCCGGGCCCGCGCUGGUGCUCUACCUGCUGGACCUGCUGGACCUGCCCGACCCGCUGCUGCGCGACCUCCCCGCGCUGGUGGGCCCCAAGCAGCUGAUCGUGCUGGGGAACAAGGUGGACCUGCUGCCGCAGGACGCGCCUGACUACCGGCGGCGGCUCCGCCAGCGGCUGUGGGACGAGUGCGUGCGCGCGGGGCUGCUGCCGGCGCCGGGCCACCGAGGGCCGCAGCCCGGCGGGGACGCGGAGCAGAGCGCGCCCCGCACGGUGGUCAGGGACGUGCGGCUGGUCAGCGCCAAGACCGGCUACGGGGUGGAGGAGCUGAUCUCGGCGCUGCAGCGCGCCUGGCGCUACCGCGGCGACGUCUACCUGGUGGGCGCCACCAACGCCGGCAAGUCCACGCUGUUCAACACGCUGCUGGAGUCCGACUACUGCACCGCCAAGGGCGCCGAGGCCAUCGACAAGGCCACCAUCUCGCCGUGGCCGGGUACUACGUUAAACCUUCUCAAGUUCCCUAUCUGCAACCCAACUCCUUACAGAAUGUUUGAAAGACAAAAAAGACUUAAAGAGGACAUGGCCAAAGCUGAAGAAGAGCUCAGUGAGCAGGAACAGAGUCGGCUUCGGCUCCUGAAAAGACGCGGAUAUGUAGUGGGAAGAGUUGGAAGAACAUUCUUGUAUUCAAAGGAACAGAAGGAUGAAGCUGCCUUUGAGUUUGAUGCGGAUUCACUGGCCUUUGACAUGGAAAAUGAACCUGUGCCGACUCCAGACAAACCCACCAAGCGAGUGGAAUUGACUCCACAGGACGUGAAAGAUGCCCACUGGUUCUAUGACACCCCUGGGAUUUCAAAAGAAAAUUGUAUUUUAAAUCUUCUGACAGAAAAAGAAGUAAAUAUUGUUUUGCCGACACAGUCCAUUAUCCCGAGAACCUUUGUGCUUAAGCCAGGGAUGGUCCUCUUUUUGGGUGCUGUAGGCCGAUUAGAUUUCCUGCAGGGAAAGGAGUCAGCUUGGUUUACCGUCGUGGCUUCCAACUUGCUCCCUGUGCACGUCACUUACUUGGACAGGGCAGAUGCUCUGUAUCAGAAGCAUGCGGGACACACGUUACUGCAGGUUCCGAUGGGCGGAGAAGAGCGAAUGAAGGAAUUCCCCCCUCUGGUUGGUGAAGACAUUACCUUAAAAGAAGGACUUGGAUCUGAAGCAGUGGCAGACAUCAAGUUUUCCUCUGCAGGUUGGGUCGCAGUGACACCUCACCCUAACGACACGCUGCACCUCCGAGGCUACACGCCUCAAGGCACAGUUCUGACAGUCCGGCCCCCUCUCUUGCCACAUAUCGUGAACGUCAAAGGAGAGCGCAUCAGAAGAAGCGUGGCCUAUAAAACCAAGAAGCCACCCUCGCUCGUGUGCAAUCUGCAGAAGAAGAGCAAAUAACUACGCGAAGCUGGCCUCGUCUGUGUUGGGUGUUAACUCACUGAACCUGACAGUGUAUGUCAUGUGGCUGGCACCGCGGUGUAGUGAGUUAAGCCACCGCCUGCAGAGCCAGCAUCCUAUAGGAACACCAGUUCAGGUCCCAGCUACUCCACUUCCAAUCUAGCUCCCCGGGAAUGUGCCUGGGAAAGCCUGGCCCAGCCCUGGUCAUUGUGGCCAUCUGGGGAGUGAGCCAGCAGAUGGAAGACCUCUCUCUCUCUCUCUCUCUCUCUCUCUCUCUGCCUUUCAAAUAAAUCUUUAAAAACAAUAUACAAUGAAAUUGUAUUAAUUACAGCUAUAAUAAAAUCGCCAAGCCUGCUGCUGCUCCACCCUUUUUAAAGAUCCUUAUAUUUGACUUGUUACAACUGUUCAGAGUGGGGGCCUGCGAAGCAGCAGCUAGAUGACACUUGAGUUGCCUGCUUCCCCUAACAGGUGCCUGGAUCUGAGCCCCAGAUCACUUCCAGUCCCAGCUCCCUACCAGUGUGCACCCUGGGAGAUGGAAGGUGAUGGCUUAAGUACCCACCCCCAUGGGAGAACUGGACUGAGCUCUAGGGCCCCCACUUUGAUCUGACCCACCCUUAGCCAUCGCAGUCAUUUGGGGUGAACCAGCAGAUGGCUCCUCUGUCACCUCAUGUAAGUGAAUAAAUUUUGAAAAAUAAUAAAAACCACUCAGAACUAUGCCUGUUUGUAAGGUACUGACCAUGUAAGUUGUUCUUGUAGAGUCUGUACGUGUGACUCAACAUACAUAAAAAAAGAACCCUGCUACAUUUCAAGUUUUUAUUGAGACCAGAUGUCCUCUUUUCUAUGGAGCCAGCAGGGCAGUUUAGCUAUUGGCUUACGAGCAAGUGGCAGGAAAUCAAUUUCUCCUAAAUGUGUUGGCUUCAGUAAGUGCGUAGGUGGCUCUGUUCUCGCAGCCAUCCAAGGGUCCAGCUGUGAGGGGACAUUCUGUGGCUUCCAUCUCCACGAGUUGUCUUCCCAGCAAAUGUGAAGAGGGUAGAUAAGGGUACACAAAGCAGCUUCCCUGCUUUAAAAGGGGGAGCUGGGCAUUGCUCGCCUCUGCUUGAUCCACUGGACAACAGUCAAUGCCUUACCCUCCAAGGAAGCUGGGUACUGAAAGAGGAAAUGGGAACCCCCUUGGGUUGUGUGGGGAGAAGGAGUCAAUGGAUGCUAGAGCGCGAGUUAGGGAUUUCCAAUUUGAAGUACCCGAAAAUCUCGGGUGAAAGUCUAGGCAAGCUUACUCUUUCAGGCUGGCAUCUGAGAUCUGUGCAACCAAGAGCUCACUGUAACCAUUUUGUUAUUGACACCUGCCCACGUGUACUUGCAGGACGUCAUAUCAGUCACAAGUCUUCGCCUUUUUUACACCUGUAUGAGUCUACUGCUACAGCUGUGUACGCGAGCAGUUGGCACUCCGAGCCCCAGAUCCUACUGUUGAGAUAAAUACUUUGUUGGAAUGCAGUUAGCACCCUGAACUUCUGAAGAGACAGCCCCAUGUUCCCAACCAACAGGUGGGAGCCCCUACGUAUUUCAAACUCCUGUUUUUACCUCAUUCCCUAACCCCCUUCCAAGUCCUCAGGGACUCUAAAGGAGAAAUUUGUUAAGCUGUAACUGGUAAGUGCAGGUUUCACAUAGAUGCUGGGUGGUUUUUUUUUUUAAGAUUUAUUUAUUUAUUUGACAGAGUUAGACAGAGGAGAGGCAGAGAGAGAGGUCUUUCAUCUGAUGGUUCACUCCCCAGUUGGCUGCGACGGCCAGAGCUGCGCAGAUCCAAAGCCAGGAGCCAGGAGUUUCUUCUGGGUCUCCCACGUGGGUGCAGGGGCCGAAGGUCUUGAGCCAUCUUCUACUGCUUUCCCAGGCCAUAGCAUCUCUGCUGGAUUGGAAGUGGAGCAUCCGGGACUAGAACCAGGGCCCAUAUGGGAUGCCGGAACUUCAGGCCAGGGCAUUAACCCACUGUGCCACAGCACCAGGCCCCAAUGCUGUUUUGAAAUACUGAAGGUAGGGCAGGGAAGGUCAUUGUCCACGUAUAAAGCCACUUCAGUAUGCCUGGCGUCCUGUCUCCAGACACUCAAUGCCAGUAGCAACUUCCCCUGCCCCUCAGUCAUCGGGACAAUCAAAAAGUACCCCCAAUACUUCAAACACACCUCUAGAGGAUGCCAGUGUCCAAAGUUAAAACUGAUCAGUCAUUGAUUUCUGAUUUUUUUUUGCAAGUUUAAAAACACAUUUAAGGAUUGAUUUGAAAGGCAGAGUGACAGGUAGCAACAAAGAGAGAACUUCCACCUAAUAAUUCACUCCGCAAAUGGCCACAAUAGCCAGGUCUGGGCCAGGUCAAAGCCAGGAGCCUGAAACACUAUCUUGAGUCUCCCACGUGGGUUCCAGGAGCCCUAGUACUUAAGCCAUCAUCUGCCACCUCCCAGGCACAUUAGCAAGAAGCUGGAUACGAAGCAGAGAGAUGAGAAGCACAUCCAGCUCUCUGCUGUGGCCUGGGAAAGCAGUAGAAGAUGGCCCAAGUCCUUGGGCCCCUGCACCUGCGUGGGAGACCAGGAAGAAGCUCCUGGCUCCUGGCUUCGGAUUGGCGCAACUCCGGCCACUGCGGCCAACUGGAGAGUGAACCAGCAAAAGGAAGAUCUCAAUCUCUCUCUCUCUCUCUCUGCCUCGCCUUCUUUCUCUGUGUAACUCUUUCAAGUAAAUAAAUAAAAUCUUUAAAAAAAAAAAAAAAAAAAAGCAGAGAAGCCAGGAUGCAAACUGGCACUCCAAAAUGGGAUGCCAGCACCACAAGUGGUGGCUUAACCUGCUACACCACACCCACCCCGGAACCAUCAUUCUUCCUCUCUGCUAGGAAUUUUGCUUUUGCAGAUUCUACUUGCAUGUCAGUGCAAUCGUUGGUCUUUGUAUCUCUGUGCCUGGCUUACUUCACUUAGCAUAAUAUCCUCUAGGCUCAUCCAUGUUGUUGCAAAUAACACAAGUUCCUGAUCAAAAUACAUUUUCAAACAACUCAUGAGUCUAAAUAAUAAAAAAUAUUUACAGUGAUGAUAGAUGCAUAAUAAAAAGAUGCUCGGCGCCGUCCUCGUCCAGCAAGAGACAGAGACCGAACACUUUGCACGGGGUUCCUUUAUUGCUCGGC